This is a messenger RNA of Guyanagaster necrorhizus, 1375 nucleotides long. RefSeq names its product alpha/beta-hydrolase. Bases 118 to 1119 code for a protein of 333 amino acids. Lineage: Eukaryota; Fungi; Basidiomycota; Agaricomycetes; Agaricales; Physalacriaceae. The transcript has 2 exons. The record is from RefSeq and is a predicted model, not a curated record.
CGUGCUUGGCUCUGAUUUUUAUCAGUGUCAUUGCCACUGUAUAAAGUCUAUAAAGUCACGUUAUCGUACCCCUUUCCACUUUGCCUAAACAAUUUAGCAAAGCAUCCACCCCGUGUCAUGACCGAAGCCCUGGAAAAGUAUCUGACGCUCUCGGAUGGGAGGAGAUUAGCCUACGCAGACAAUGGGGAUCCAGCCAGUUCCCUUGUCAUCGUCUUUUAUCACGGAGUAUUUGGUGUUGGAAGAGCACCUCGCAUGUCUCCAGCCUUGCGAGAAUUGGGCGUUCAUUUUGUUGCGCCCACUCUUCCCGGAUGGGGAAAAUCUGAUCCCCGCCCCAAGGACUUAUCAUAUCCUGCCAGUUUAACGUCCGACUUUACAACGUUAAUUAAUCACCUUCAUCCCAAUGAUGACAAUCUCAGGAUAUAUAUCAGUGGGGGCUCGUUUGGGACUGUUCCUGCCCAAAUUCUUUAUGGGGCAUCCUUCGACGCGUUUCCGCUUGGGCGCAAAAUAGUCGGAUGUCUACUCCUGGCGCCGUUCUCUCCUUUCAAGUGGGACAAAGGAUAUACGAAGGGAAUGACGUGGCAGAACUAUAUCUCAGUCGGGCCUCCCUCCCAGUUAUUCCCUUUCAGAGCCAUUCCCCGAAUGCUAGUGGCAGCGAUAUCGGCACAGAUGGGUACAGUCGAGAGAGCCGAAGUUCUCAUCAGGAAAAUCCUCUUCGACAAAACAGACGAAAGGGAGCGCAAGGCUUUUGCGAAGUGGAGGGAACAGAAUGGCAUUGCUGAGGGUCAGCUCGAGAGAGAGUUUGCGGAGAAUGCCAAGUGCAGUAUUGCAAUGUGGCGGGAAGGUUUCUUGGAGACAUCUGAUGAUCUUCAUUGUGAUUGGGGUUUCUGCCCUAAUCAACUGGAUGAGGAACAUUCGAAGCGGCCUUUGUUGGUUGUCGCAUCGACAAGUGAUGAGCUAGGUCCCGACAUGGCAAAGUGGCUUGUCGGUAAUUACGCCAACGCGAAGCUCGAAUGGGUGCAAGGUGGACAUAUAGCUGCGUUGUAUGAAUUAGAUGGCAUCUGGAAGCGUUUUAUCGAGGAGGCGGAGGGCACCAUUAUUGUCCAUUCUGACCAACAGUGAUUAUAAUUAUCUUAUGUUCUGCUCAAAAGUGUGACCUGAGCUUGGAUUGUCUUGGGGACGCCCGGAUCGUACGUCAAAGGUUUUCUUCGAUCACUGCCAGGGACCUACUUCAUUGCUUUACUGACAUGGGCAACAGAAAUGGACCCCGCAUGUGCCAAGGCAUGGGGAAGGUUGGCAGGCGCCUAUAGUAUUGUCGGACAGCAGCAAGCCAGUGUGAUCAGCGGGCCCUAGAUACCUUACCCCAGCGGAGUCCAAA